GAUAUUUUUUUAUUCACAGGUAUUUACAAGCCAUUUCUUGUGUGACUGAAACGCGAUUGACUGGUGAACCACUGAGUGAAUCAUGAGUUUCCGUGGUGGCAAAGGUGGUCGAGGUGGUGGAAACCGCCGUGAUUUUAGCCCCUCCGGACCUCGUUUUCGCGACCGUUCCGGCAGAGGUAAAGGUGGACCUCAGUUCAUGGGACCACGAGGUCCCAUGGGCCCGAACCGAAUGAUGCCUCCUCGUAUGUCUGGUCCGAGAGGCGGCUUGCUGGAUGAUCUCCCGCCUCGGCACGACGAUUUCCCGAUGCGCCCGAGAAUGGGCGCACGCGUCUUGGUCGGAAAUUUACCGAUGCGGGUUUUGCGGAAAGAUUUGGAGGACAAGUUUUUGAAAUACGGUCCAAUCGUUGAUAUGGAAGUUUUUGGAGAUUAUGCCAUUCUGGAGUUUGAGGCGUUCAUUUCUGCCGAAGAUGCAAUUCGUCACGAACACGGUGUCCCUUUCAUGGGCCAAAAAGCAGUGGUGGAAUGGGCGAAGCCACCAAACCCGGAUGGCCCAAUGCCGGGCGGUGGACCCAGAGGCUUGCUGGACGAUCAAUUUCCUCCAGAAGUCCCUUCCUUGUUAAACAACAUUCGACCGGAUGUACCAUUUGGUCGAGACUUCGGACCAGACUUUGGGCCACGUGGCCCAAUGCCAGUGCCAGAACCAUUGAUGCCGAUGGACGCCCCGCAUCCGCCUUUUGAGGACGAAUUCCAAAGAUCGAGACAUCCAUUCCGAGAAGAUGUUGGGUCUCGUUCCAACGCCCCCCUCCGAGAUGAUUUUCCUGCUAGUAAUGGAGGUGCCCGAGGUUCAGUUGGUGCUUCUUCAGCACCAUCUGAUAACCCUGCCAAGAAAGGCAAAGCGUCGACUGACCUGGAAAUAAUCGUGUUGAACAAGCAACAGCAGCGAUAUGCAGAAAUGGUGGAGAGGAAGCUGAGGACUUUGGGCAUAAGUGUUGAUCUGCUAUUCCCACGGGAAGGCGCCCCCAUUCCGGCAAUCUUGAACAGUAUCUCCAAGCGUGGGGCUUUGUAUGCUGCUGUAAUUUCCCCACAAAAUGAGAAGGAAGGAUCCAUCACCAUCAACAUCCUCUUCGGAAAUCCUGUUGAGCGGAGAAAUAUUCCCUUGGAUGAAGCCGUGAAGACAAUCGGCGAGAAUUUCGAUGACUUCGUGCGCCGAGGCGGAAAAGACGGAGAACGAGUCCGGAUGGUGAUUCCUGAACCGAUCCGUGCUUUGUUUUCUGCGAUCAUGGAAGGACGGUCCGUGACGGAUGCAGACUAUGAAAUUUCGAUGACUUCGUGCGCCGAGGCGGAAAAGACGGAGAACGAGUCCGGAUGGUGA
Molecule: messenger RNA, 1372 nt
Organism: Notodromas monacha
Lineage: Eukaryota; Metazoa; Arthropoda; Ostracoda; Podocopida; Cyprididae
Source: the annotation of a GenBank genome assembly